AUGAGGCUGGCUGUAUGGUAUUGGUUCUUUCUAUUCUUUGCCUUAGUUUCGUCAUCAUGGAGUUUGAGUUCGGAUGGCCUGGCUCUUCUCGCUCUGUCCAAAAACCUCAUACUACCAAGUAAUAUAACCUCCAGUUGGAAUGCUUUUAAUGCAACUCCUUGUAAAUGGUAUGGAGUUGGUUGCGAUAAAAGGAAUAGAGUGGUUUCCCUUGACCUAUCAUCAUCGGAAGUUUCAGGUUCCAUAGGAUCUGAAAUCGGGCUUCUAAAAUACCUGCAUGUCCUCAACUUAUCUGCUAACAAUAUAUCUGGUUUGAUCCCUCCUGAAUUGGGCAACUGCAGUAUGCUUGAACAAUUGGAUCUGUCCCAAAACUUCCUUUCCGGCAAGAUACCAGCAUCAAUGGGCAACCUCAAGAAAUUGGUAUCACUCUCACUACAUGACAACUCUCUCACUGGAACUAUACCAGAGGAAUUGUUCAAGAACCAGUUUAUGGAGCACGUGUACCUCCAUUACAAUCAGCUCAGUGGUUCGAUCCCCCUCUCGGUUGGUGAGAUGACAAGCCUCACGGUCUUGUGGCUGUAUGGGAAUAUGUUGUCUGGAGUUUUGCCUGCUUCAAUUGGCAACUGCACCAAGUUAGAGGACCUCAGUCUAUACGAGAAUCAACUGAGUGGUAGUCUUCCAGAAACCUUGAGUAGGAUCAAAGGCCUUAGAAAUUUUGAUGCCACAACCAAUGGCUUCACAGGAGAGAUCACUUUCAGAUUUGAGAACUGCAAGUUAGAAAUAUUCAGUUUGUCAUUCAACAAUAUAAAGGGUGAAAUUCCAUCAUGGCUGGGGAAUUGCAGGAGCUUGACACAACUUGGAUUUGUCAAUAAUAGUAUGUCUGGCAAAAUUCCGACUUCUCUUGGUUUAUUGAGCAACCUCACAUAUCUUCUACUUUCUCAGAACUCCCUGUAUGGACCAAUUCCUCCAGAGAUCGGUAACUGUCGGUUGCUUGAGUGGCUAGAGUUAGAUGCAAACCAGCUUGAGGGCACUGUUCCUAAAGAGUAUGCAAAUUUACGGAUCUUGUCAAAGCUCUUUCUGUUCGAGAAUCGCCUCGUAGGAGAGUUCCCUGAGAAUAUUUGGAGUAUCCCAACCCUUGAGAGUGUCCUUAUUUACAGUAACAGUUUCACGGGAAAGCUACCUGCAGUAUUAGCUGAGCUGAAGUCACUCCAGAACAUUACACUAUUUGAUAAUUUCUUCACUGGGGUCAUACCACCGAAGCUGGGUCUUAAUAGCCCUUUGGUCCAGAUAGAUUUCACAAAUAACAGAUUUGUUGGUGGGAUUCCUCCAAAUAUUUGUUCAGGAAAAAGAUUGAGAAUUUUGGACUUGGGGUUGAAUCAUCUUAAUGGAAGCAUCCCAUCCAGUAUUGUGGACUGCCCAAGUUUGGAGCGAGUCAUUCUCCAAAACAAUAAUCUUGAUGGGACUAUUCCGCAAUUUGGAAACUGUAGGAAUCUAGACUAUAUGGAUCUGAGUCACAAUUCCUUGAGUGGUAGCAUUCCAGCAAGCUUCAGCAGAUGUGUAAAUAUUACUGUCAUUAACUGGUCAGAAAACAAGCUUUCUGGCAGAAUACCACCAGAAAUUGGAUAUUUAGUGAAGCUGGGGAAACUUAACCUCUCACACAACAUUCUACAUGGUUCACUCCCUGUGCAAAUUGCCAAAUGCUCUAAGUUGAAUUCACUUGAUUUGAGUUCUAACUCUUUGAAUGGUUCGGCACUUAGUACAGUAAGCAAUCUGAAGUCUCUGUUGGAGCUACGGUUGCAGGAGAAUAAAUUCAGUGGAGGCUUGCCUGAUUCUCUCUCGGACUUGGAUAUGCUUAUUGUGCUGCAACUUGGUGGCAAUAUUCUUGGGGGUAGUAUCCCUUCAGCAUUAGGAAGGUUGCUAAACCUGGGUGCCUUGAAUCUCAGUGACAAUGGUCUAGUGGGGGAUAUUCCACCACGACUGGGUAAUUUGGUGGCACUCGAAAGUUUAGAUUUGUCAUUUAAUAAUAUCACAGGAGGCCUUGCUACAUUUGGAAGUCUACAUAUUUUGCAUGCCUUGAAUGUUUCUUACAACGAAUUUAGUGGACCACUCCCAGAUAAUCUUCUAGUGUUUCUGAAUUUCACACCGAGUUCCUUUAAUGGAAAUCCAGGCCUCUGUAUCUCUUGCAGUACCAAUAAUUCUUAUUGUAAGGGAACUAAUGUCUUGAAACCCUGUGGAGGAUCUAAGAAAAGAGUACACGGCCGAUUCAGGCUUGCUCUCAUAGUUCUCGGUUCAUUGUUUGUGGGAGCACUUUUGGUACUUGCACUUGCUUGCAUCCUUCUGAAAUCUCGAGAUCAGAAAAAGAAAAGUGAGGAAUCAGUGAGUACUAUGUUUGAAGGUUCCUCCUCUAAAUUAAAUGAGGUUAUAGAGGCGACUGAAAAUUUUGAUGACAAGUAUAUAAUCGGCACAGGUGCUCAUGGAACCGUUUACAAGGCUACACUGAGGUCAGGGGAUGUGUAUGCUAUAAAGAAGCUUGUGAUUUCUGCACACAAAGGUUCAUACAAAAGCAUGAUAAGAGAACUGAAGACAAUAUACAAAAUUAAGCAUAGGAACCUGGUAAAGCUAAAAGAGUUUUGGUUGAGAAGCAAUAAUGGGUUCAUACUAUAUGAUUUUAUGGACAAAGGCAGCCUUCAUGAUGUUUUGCAUGUAAUUCAGCCAGCACCAGUUUUAGACUGGUGUGUGCGGUAUGAAAUAGCACUGGGUACUGCCCAUGGUUUAGCGUAUCUUCAUGAUGACUGCCGCCCUGCAAUAAUUCACCGUGAUAUCAAGCCAAGUAAUAUAUUGCUAGACAAGGACAUGGUGCCACACAUAUCAGAUUUUGGCAUUGCAAAGCUCAUGGAUCAGCCUUCAGCUCCACAGACCACUGGAAUCGUUGGCACCGUUGGAUAUAUGGCACCAGAACUGGCGUUUUCCACCAAGAGCAGCAUGGAGUCCGACGUGUACAGCUACGGCGUGGUGCUGCUGGAGCUGCUCACCAGGAAGACGGCGGUGGACCUCUCGUUCCCCGACAACACGGACAUAGUGGGCUGGGUGUCCUCCGCGCUGAACGGCACCGACAAGAUCGAGGCCGUCUGCGACCCUGCGCUCAUGGAGGAAGUCUACGGCACGGUGGAGAUGGAGGAGGUGCGCAAGGUCCUGUCGCUCGCGCUCCGGUGCGCGGCCAGGGAGGCGAGCCAGAGGCCGUCCAUGGCCGCCGUCGUGAAGGAGCUGACGGGCGUGAGACCCGCCGCCGGCCGGUCGUUGUCCAAGAAGCAGGGGAAACCGAGGCCGGGGUCCCAGUCCCACAGCAGCUCGUACUCACAGUAGGAUUUCUGAUUCAGCCAAGCUGUAGCCUGUAGUUGUAGUUUCUGCUCUCCAGUGAAGCGUUUGUUUGUUCCCUCGCUUGGUUCUGUUCUUGGGUGUGCAUCCAUGAUUGAUCGAGGUGGAGGACGAGGCUGACAACGGCCUAUUUUGAUUGAAACGGAUGUGGAUCCAUCCAUCCCCCAGACAGCGAGAUGCUUGUGUGUGGUGGUGGUGGUGUGGGGAUAUGCUGGGCUAGUGUCUGAAGCUGCUUGUUCUUCUGAAACCUGUUGCUUGAUCGUGGCCUCCCA
Molecule: messenger RNA, 3644 nt
Organism: Panicum virgatum (switchgrass)
Lineage: Eukaryota; Viridiplantae; Streptophyta; Magnoliopsida; Poales; Poaceae
Product: receptor-like protein kinase
Exons: 3
Coding region: 1-3360 (1119 amino acids)
Biological process (GO): protein phosphorylation; hormone-mediated signaling pathway
Cellular component (GO): plasma membrane
Molecular function (GO): protein kinase activity; protein binding; ATP binding
Source: RefSeq, a predicted model, not a curated record